This is a messenger RNA of Pelobates cultripes (western spadefoot toad), 420 nucleotides long. The record is from the annotation of a GenBank genome assembly. NCBI's taxonomy places the organism in Eukaryota, Metazoa, Chordata, Amphibia, Anura, Pelobatidae.
AUGGUGAAUGCACUUGUAUCGGAGACACGAGGCCAGGCACCAUACCAAACUGACUCACCUGAAAUAAGCGGCACUCUCUUGGACUGUCUGGAGGCAGUCUUCAACCACUGGUGGGCUGUCUUGAAGGAGAAGACAAAGCAAGCGACAUCAGAUGUGGUCCCCCAGGCAGAAACAAAACAGCAUCACGAUGUGAGACCUGGGAAGUCCCUCACAGGUGAACCAAUGCCGAAACCGACUACAUACCUCACUCCAUGCUUUCCUGGGACUAAGGCCACCGGGCAACCGACCCCUAAGCACUGGCCACGCAGGCAGAAAAGCAAGAUGUACAGAGCCUCCUGCAUUAUUCCGAAUGGGAAGGACUUCCAGGAGGACCCGAGUUCGACGCAUCAUGGUGCCGGCUCCCAUGCAGUCCUUGGGUAG